Molecule: messenger RNA, 2451 nt
Organism: Eimeria mitis
Lineage: Eukaryota; Apicomplexa; Conoidasida; Eucoccidiorida; Eimeriidae
Molecular function (GO): ice binding
Source: RefSeq, a predicted model, not a curated record
AUGGAUGAAUCCUCGUCCUUCAGGUGUACGGACACCUCAGGUUCCGAAACCCCUUCGGCGCAGCAGCAGCAGCAGCAGCAGCAGCAGCAGCAGAAGCAACAGCAGCAGCAGCAACACCACCAUCGCUUGCCAGCGCUGCAGCAGCACCACCGCCUCCACCAACAGGAGAGCCGUUCUUCAGUAUAUGAAUGGGGAUGUGGUGACGCAGCAGCAGCAGCAGCAGCAGCAGCAGCAGCGCCAGCAGCAGCAGCAUCAGCAGCAGCGUUCGAUGAGGCGCACAAGGAUGUAUUUGCAGGUGCCCAUACAUUUCACGUUCCCCGCUCUUGCUGCAGCAGCAGCAGCAGCAGCAGCAGUUCAGAGCCACUCGAGCUGCAAAGCUUGCAGAGCAGCAGCAACAGCUGCAGCGUGAGCAGUGGCAACAACAGCAGCAGCAGCAGCAGCAGCAGCAGCUCAUGCAGCAGCAGCAACUGCAUCAGUAUCUGUAGCGACAAUGCAACAACAACUUCUCCUCCGUCUUCAGAGACAAACAAUGACGAAGCGAUAGACAACCAGCAGCAGCAGGAGCAGCAACAGCAGCAGCAGCAGCAGCAGCAGCGGCAGCAAGAACGUCCUCGAUGGAUGCUGCGGCCGCCCCCAAAGCAUCUGCUGCACCGACUGGAGAGAGAAGCAUUCCGCUGCUGCUGCAGCAGCAGCAGCAGCUUCUUUACAUCCCCGAAGCUGCUGCAGCUGCAUGCGUUUACACCUCACCCUGCAAGCGGGCAUUUGCUGCAGCAGACGGGGGCUGCUGCAGCAGGUGCAUGCAGCGCGCAGCAUGCGACUGCAGCAGAAGCAGCAGCAGCAGCAGCUGCUGCUGCUGCUGCUGCUGCUGCUGCUGCUGCUGCUGCUGCUGUUGACGAAGCAACGACACAAAGAUGUCGUGCCGCUGAAACUGCAGCAACUGCUGCAGCAACUGCUACAGAGACAGCAGCAGAAACAGCUGCAGCAGCAGAGACAGCUGCGGCAGCAGCAGCAGCUGCUGCUGCUGCUGCAUGUGCGGCGUCUGCUGCACCCCCAUCUGCCAUAGGAUCUGCCCCAGUGCAAGGCUUGCUGCUGUCGAGCAGCUGCAAAGACAGCAGCAGCAGCAGCAGCAGCAACAGGAGCAGCAACAGCGAUGAGUUAGUUGGAAUCAGCUGCAGCUCCCGAAUGACGCCUGCUGCUGCUGCUGCUGCUGCUGCUGCUGCUGAAGGCGGAGAUGCUGCAGGUGCUGCUGCUGGUGUUGCUGCUGAUGCAGCGAAUGCUGCUUCUCAUGCAGCAGAGACAGCAGCAGCAGCAGCAGCAGCAAUGCAUCUCGAUGUGCUGCAGCAGCAGCGCAUGCUUCGGGGACUGCGUGGCAGCGGCAGCAGCUGCUGCUGCAGCUGCUGCUGCCGAAGCAGCACAAGCAGCAGCAGCAGACGAUCCAGGUGUUGUGCAUGCAAUGGAUGUACGCUGAAGGUCUGCUGCAGCAGCGAGAGCAGCAGCAGGGGCAGCAGCAGCAGCGGCCUUGAGUUGGCGCUGCAGCAGCAGCAAGGCUCAUAUGAUGUGUACAGCAAAGAAGCAGCAGCAGCAGCAGCAGCAACAGCAGCAGCAGCAGCAGCAGCAGCAGCAACAGCAACAGCAGCAAGCUGUCCUGAAGACAGUUUUUUAGACAGUAGAAGGGAGACAGCUGAUCCAGCAGCAGAAUCAGAUGCAGCAGGAGCAGCAACAACUGCAGCAGGAGCAGCAACAACUGCAGCAGGAGCAGCAGCAACUGCAGCAGGAGCAGCAGCAACUGCAGCAGGAGCAGCAACGGCCCCCGAUACAACAAGAGGAAGGGAGAUGCUGCAGGGGUUGUGCUGCUGCUCGUUGAGCCGAGAAGCAGCAGCAGCAGCAGCAACAGCAGCAGCAGAAGCAGCAGCAGCAGAAGCAGCAGCAGCAGAAGCAGCAGCAGCAGAAGCAGCAGCAGCAGAAGCAGCAGCAGCAGAAGCAGCAGCAGACAGUAGCGAUGGCUGUUGUUACAGUACCGCCUGGGGGGGCACAUCUGCAUUAGCAGCAGCCCCAGGAGCAGCAGGAGCAGCAGCAGCAGCAGAACCAGCAGCAGCAGCUGCAGCAGCAGCAGCAUCGGGUUUGCUGCAGCAGCAGGAUCCUGCUGCCUUUGGUUUCUGCAGCAGCAACAGCAGCAACAGAAGCAGCAGCAUAAACAGCAUCAUCAGCUUAGACAACCCCACCACCACCACCACCACCACAAGCACCAGCAACAACAACGGCAGCAGCAACGACAGCAGCAGCAGCAGCAGCAGCAGCAGCAGGAACGACAUCAGCAUCAUCAGCAGCAACAGCAGCAGCACCAGCGACGUCAUGAUCAGCAGCACCACGAGCAGAGCAGCAGCAGCAGCAGCAGCAGCAGCAGCAGCAGCAGCAGCAGCAGCAGCAGCAGCAGCAGCAGACGAAGCCUGA